CCUUCCUAGUGACCCUUCAGCAGUUUCACUGGUCUUGCCAUUUCUCUCAGCUGCCUGCUUCAUCCACACACCAGAGACAAAAUGGCAUCUGGAAUUAAGAUCUCGGACCAAGCCAAGGAAAUGGUCCAGAAAAUCAAAGUGUUUGAUAAAGACAAUCGUAUACGGCUGGUGACGUUUACCAUCCAGUGUGGUGAUACGAUGAUUGAUGUGGACAAAGUGUACACUGACCAGAUGCUGGGCAAAGAUGGCAAUCCGGAGGAUGCCUUCCAGUUGUGCAAGUCUCUGGCGAAAGAAGCCUGCUGCUUCUACAUGCUGUACGACUGCCACUUUGAAACCGACGAAGGAAUUCAAAAAGAGGAGCUGGUCUUUGCUUCAUGGAUUCCAGACAACAUCUGCGUCAAAGAUAGAAUGAAAUACUCCUCAUCCAGAACCUCUCUGAAGAACUGCUGUAAAGGUGUCAAACACAAUAUGGAGCUGAAUGACAUCACACAGUUGGAUUGUGAAAGUUUCAUUGAAUGUUUGGAAAAACUCACGCCUCACAUCGUUAAAAUGGAGGGCAAGGACAUACCCGGGAAACAGAGGAAAUGUCACCAAUAAGCCAACCAUCCAAGGUCUUCCCAUGGCUGAAUCACAAAGUUGGUUCAAAGGGAGUUUAGCAGAUGACGUCUGAGUUUCUUUAUACAUUAAGAUUUAUUUCAAACUUAAUUCGUGGUACAUAUAUAUUUCUCUAAUCUGCUGUUUUUAUUUUGCAUAAUUGCUGUAAUAUCUCCAGAAUACUCAAGUAUAGUCAAUUUUUGCUAUUUUUAUGGAUUGGUUAAUCAGGGAUAUUUCUGGGUAAAAAAAAAAUGUUAUUUUAAGACCGUUAACACUGUAUUGCACACCUGUGAAGAAACUUUUAAUGAGUGAAGUUUCACUGAAUUAUUAUCAAAUAAACGCAAUGCAAUGGA
Messenger RNA from Cheilinus undulatus (humphead wrasse), 947 nucleotides. Its product is annotated as actin-depolymerizing factor-like. Gene Ontology annotation, molecular function: actin filament binding. The record is from RefSeq and is a predicted model, not a curated record. Bases 82 to 597 code for a protein of 171 amino acids. NCBI's taxonomy places the organism in Eukaryota, Metazoa, Chordata, Actinopteri, Labriformes, Labridae. The transcript has 4 exons. Gene Ontology annotation, biological process: cell motility; actin filament severing; actin filament fragmentation. Gene Ontology annotation, cellular component: actin cortical patch; cytoplasm; actin cytoskeleton.